Rotaria socialis is the source of this 2724-nucleotide messenger RNA. Lineage: Eukaryota; Metazoa; Rotifera; Eurotatoria; Philodinida; Philodinidae. The record is from the annotation of a GenBank genome assembly.
AUGUCGCAUGACCAAAAACAUCGUGAUUCCCCGCCAGAUUUUGGUGAUGAUGAUACACAAGAUGACGAUCAAAUGUUUAAAUCAGCGACAUUACCAGUAACUGAUGACAUUCCAUUAAGCGGAGAAGAUGAUGAUGAGGAGGAGAAUCCAUUUGGUGAAUCAUCUGUAAUACAAAAAUCGUCAACAAAUCUCAAUCAAUCAUCCACGAAUAAUGAAACACCAUUAAAUAUGCCACCUGUGACACCUGUUGUUGUCUCAGAUCCACAGCUAACAACAUCACUAAAAAAUGAUGCUCCAUUAUUUUCACAGGAUUCAAAUGUUAAUACAACAGAAAAAAAUACAUCCACAACGCAAUCUGUUCGUUCCAUAACAUCACUCGAAAAUCAACCAUCAGGAUCUGCACAAUUGUCGAAGUCUACUAACUGCGGAAGUAAUGCUUUGUCAUUAAAUAUGAAACCAGCACAAAAAAAAUCUGAUGAACAUAAUAUUGAAAUUACUGUUAGUGACCCAACAAAAGUUGGAGAAGGCAUGUCAUCAUAUAUGACAUAUCGUAUAACAACAAAAACCACAUUGGCAAUGUUUAAAAAAAGUGAAUUUUUUGUUAAUCGCCGUUUUAGUGAUUUUCUUGGUUUACAUAAUAAACUUGUUCAUAAACAUCUUCAACUAGGUGUAAUUAUUCCAUGUCCACCGGAAAAGGAUACAUUUGUCAUGGCUAAAGUUAAAAUAUCUAAAGAUGAAGCAAUACCAACAGAUUUUAUUGAUCGCCGUCGUUCGCAAUUAGAACGCUAUUUAAAUCGUUUAGCACGACAUAGUAAACUAGUUCAAGAUCCUGAUUUUCGUGAAUUUAUUGAAAUGCCAACAGAAUUACCUAAAUCAACGAAUACUCAAGCAUUAAGUGGUGCUGGUGUUUUACGUGCAUUAACAAAUAUUUCGCAACAAGUUACUAAACUAACAACUAAAACAGGUGAACAAGAUCAAUGGUUUGAAGAACAACAUACGUCUAUUCUUGAUUUACAUUCGAAUUUUAAGCAUUUACAUAAUCAUUUUAAUACAUUAUUUAGUCAACGUAAAGACGCUGCUCAAGCUUUGAAAACUCUAUCAACAUCAUUAAAUCAUCUAGCAACCAUAGAAGAACAUACAUUAUUAUCAAGUGCAUUAAUUGAAUUAGCCAAUGUACAAGAAAAACUCGAGCAAAUUAAUAUUGAUCAUUCAAUGAAAGAAUAUUCGAUUAUUAUUGAAUUAAUUAAAGAAUAUCUCUCAUUACUAGAAAUGGUACAAUUAGCAUUUCAAGAACGUAUUAAAAUUCAUCAACAAUGGUUAAGUGCCGAAGAAACCUUAAGAAAAAAACGUGAAUCAAAAACUAAAUUAGAACAAACACCAAAAGGUGCCGAUAAAAUACCACAAACUGAAAUGGAAAUUAAUGAAUGGGAAGGAAAAGUUAUACAUCAUAAAGAAGAUUUUGAACGUAUAUCAACAUCGCUUCGGGAAGAAUUAGAUGUUUUUGAAAAAGCACGUGUUGAAGAUUUUAAAAAGGCGAUUGAUAGUUAUUUAAAAGAAUUAUUGCAACAACAAGAAAAGAUCUUAGAAGUAUGGGAAGCCUAUUUACCUGAAGCUAAUAAAAUUAAUAUGCAUUUAAUACAGCAACUCGUAUUAUUUGUUAUUUUAAUUCAUGAAUUUUCUUGCCAACAAAGUUCUGUACAGAUACAAAAAAUUGAAGCUGACCCACCGAAUCCUAAUGUUGGUGAAAGUUUAAAAAUUCGUUGUUUUUUAAUAAAUGUCGAUCCAUUUGCACAAUAUCCAACACAAGUAUUAUGGAGUAUAAGACGAUUCAGUCAAGAUCGUGAUUUUCGUAUAUUAGCAUUUGGUGGUUCUGUUCGUGAUACUUUAAGUGGUCGUGUAAGUGCAAGAAAAGAAUCUGAAGAAGUCUACGAAAUUGUUUUUCGUCCUGCACAAGAAUCUGACUCUGGUGUUGUUCGAUGUGAAUUGGCAAAUACUGAAGCACAAGUGCGUCUCGAGCAUACGGUCAAUGUUCUCGUACCACCAUCAAUUUCUUUUGUAACUCCUGAUGUUCGAGUACGUGCUGGUGAUCCAGUUACGCUUGAAUGUCGUGCGUACGGUAAUCCGCCACCAUUGUUGAUGUGGACACGACAAGGCCAAGAAUAUCCAACAUCCUAUAGUAGCAUCUAUAGAAUUGAAAGUGUAAGUAAAGAUGACCGUGGCUUAUAUAAAUGUGUUGCUGAGCAACAAACAGGAAAAAAAUUAACAGCCGAAAAUUAUGUUAAUAUAUUUGUUGAUUUUGAUCCAACUGUUAGAUGCGAGCAAGUUGUUGUUGAACAAGUGCCAAAUAUUAAUGCUGACGCUGAAAUAACUUGUAAAGGUGAAGCAUAUCCAAUGAAUAUAUUGAAAUGGGAAUUUUCUCAAGGAAAUACUAAUGUUCGUCGUGCAAUUACAACUGGAAUAAAAUAUCGUAUUGAUACGAAUGUUGCAGCAGAUUCAAUCGAUAGUUCUUAUGUUAGUGGAUUAAUUAUAAAGAAUGUUGAACAAAGUGAUUUUGGUGUAUAUACUUUAAUUGUAAUGGAUGAAAGUAAACGACAAGCUAGUGCUUGGGUUGAAUUACGGCCUGGUUCUUAUAUUCGAUCAUAUAAUAAUGCAAUCGGAAUCUUCCAUUUAUAUUCGUAUGUUUUUAUAUUUUUUUCUAUGAUGGUAGGCAUUCUUUUACAAUGA